CUUUUCGCAACGUGGAGACAAAAAGAAGAACGCAGUCCACACACACACUGUAAAGAAGAACAAACUCAGAGAGGCGAACGAAACCUUUUUUCAUUGGAAAUUGUCAGGGCGAGAGAAUCGAAUCGAAUCCUCCGUAGUUUGGAUCGAUCAUGCCUCCCGGUGCGAAGAAGAGAAAAGCGUUGAAGAAGAAGCAGCAACAACAGGAAGCGAUUGGAACAAGUACGAACACUAAGGGCGAUAAUCUCAACGGAAAUGACGAACAUGGAAGCCAAGAUGAUAGGGAAAGUGAUAGCACUUUGAGCUCCCCUGGUUCCCAAGGGAAUGAUGAAUUUGGUGUGACAUCUGCUGCUAUAUUAUCCGUUUUGGUGGUGAAGGACACUGCUAAAGAGAUACCUCAAGGAUUAGGAUCCAAAAGUGUCAACACUCUUCUGGAGAAAUCUCCCAUUUCCUCUACUGAUAACACUACUCAGAUUGCUAAAUACAUAGCUCCUCACGAUCCUUGUGUUAAGGAGAUCGCUCCUGUUGUCGAUUCUGUUUCUAAUGUAGUGGUUUCUGAAAAGAGUGAGCAUGCCGAGACCUCAACACACUCAGAUUUGGUCAAGCACAAGUCUGCGAAACUGGAAAAAGAUAAUGGUAUGGUGGCUACUCUUCCAGCUUCUGCUGAUGAAGUUACCCAAAAAGUGGAGAGUGUAAGAGAAUCUGAAGCUCCAGUAUCCUCUGAGGAAAAGCGUCUUUCGUUGCCUGGUCCACAAGCCGUCCGAACUUCGUGGUUAAGUUGCUGCGGUUUGUUUGAUGCUGUGACAGGAUCUGACAGAUGA
Eruca vesicaria subsp. sativa (arugula) is the source of this 818-nucleotide messenger RNA. NCBI's taxonomy places the organism in Eukaryota, Viridiplantae, Streptophyta, Magnoliopsida, Brassicales, Brassicaceae. The record is from the annotation of a GenBank genome assembly.